Molecule: messenger RNA, 2244 nt
Organism: Aspergillus calidoustus
Lineage: Eukaryota; Fungi; Ascomycota; Eurotiomycetes; Eurotiales; Aspergillaceae
Source: the annotation of a GenBank genome assembly
AUGUCGGAAUCCACGGAAGAUACUGCCUUGACACCAACUGGCCCCAGUCAGCCCGAGGAAGUGAUUUGCUACGGCUCUUUGUAUGAGGGCCGGGUGGCGCACCGGGGCAAAAAGGUCUCCUUCCAGAAGUUUUGCAAGUCUGCUGGUUCUCUUGAACAGUUUCCUGUGUUACGAAAAGACGACAACUGCUUUACUCUGAAAGACAAGGGAGACAAUGACUUCGCAAUUCUAGAUACUUCAACCACUGCUGCGUUGAACCUGUUGCAAGGGCUGGCGAACCUGAGCUUUUGUGCCAUUCCUCGCCCUGUAACCGGCAACCAGGGCGCGAGUCCUGUGGUUGAAGUCUCAAUAAACAUUUACGGCCCGUUUUCGCAUUACCGCCAGGUCGGUUCUCGGUUGGCUACGCAGAAAUACUACCUCCAGCAUCCAGAUGUUGUUGAGCCUGGAGUACGGUAUGACAACCCUCAAUAUUUUAAGCGGUCUGAUACGCCAAUGGACAUGCACCAGUUCAUCAAGCCUAUUUACCGAGAGAAACAGACUCCACAGUCUGUUCGAGCUGAGAUAGACAGCAUACUCGCUACACUUGACACGAAUUAUUCGGACGGUAAUAUUCUAUCCAAUAGCAAACUGAUAACGCCACUUCUGAAACAUCAAGAAGUUGCCGUCAAUUUUAUCCAUAGGAAGGAGAGUUUCUUGGAACGAUCCCCUUGGUGCCAGGAACUGAGCAACUCAAGGCAACCCCUUGGCGGUAUUAUAGCAGACGCAAUGGGCCUAGGCAAAACCCUGACCAUGAUCAGUGCGAUUUUAUUCUCCCUUGACGAUGCGAACGACUUCAUGGUAUCUGCCGGCAGGUCUGUUACUCAUGAAGGCUAUGCGAUCCCAACCAAAUCAACCCUGGUUGUUGUGCCGUCAACUCAUGUUUGGUUAUCAGAAAUUGAGCGUCACGUCGCUCCCGAUUCGAUGCAUGUUUCUAUUUUCCAUGGCUCUCAAAGGGAGCGUCAGGCAAACAAGUAUCUUAUGUCGGAUAUUGUGCUAACUACAUAUUCCACGCUGGCGGCUGACCAGAAGCUAUUCCAGACCCUGCAUAACCUGAAUUGGUUUCGAAUAAUACUAGAUGAAGCACACUGGAUUCGGAAUUCGAGUAGCAGGCAAUUCCGUGCGAUCAAUCAACUGCAGGGAAGCCGGAGAUGGUGCCUUACUGGGACACCGAUCCAGAACAAGCUUGAGGACCUGUGCGCUCUUAUAACGUUCUUAAAGAUCCCACCAUUCGAACACAAUGCGCAGGCAAAAUUCAAACAGCACAUAAUCGAUCCUCUAUUUUCUGAUACGGAGAGCCCGUCUCGAAACCUGCGGCUACUCCUUCAAUCACUAUGCCUGAGAAGGACUAAACAAGUCGGCCAUAGUGUUACGGUAAAGACUGAACUAGUGACACUAUUAUUGUCGCCAAUGGAGCAGAUGGCAUACAACGAGAUUCUCUAUAAGACGAGACAAGAAAUGGAGGUGCUCGUCAGUAAUGGCCUUGGUAGCAGCAAGUACACCAAGCUUUUUACUGCAAUUCAUAAACUCCGCAUGCUGUGCGUACAAGGCGUGAACACCAAAGGAUCAGAUGCCCGGACACCCUAUCUCUCACCAAUUACAGCGGCCGCAUCCCCUUAUGUUGACAUCUAUUGCGAACUAUGCUACGCAGACGAGUCUCUUGGUCUCAUCAAAGCUGGAAGUGCUUUUUGCCCCGACUGUGGCAGACUACUCUCCAGUACGCAGGGGACGCCGAGAAGUGGAAGCCGUUCUCCGCGACCAGCAAACCCCGUCUCUCCAGCGUCUGAUAGACUGUUACAAUAUUCCUGCAGCAUGGCAGAAUCAGAAACUGCAACUAAACUCACUGCCCUAAUGGAGAACUUGGUACAUCACACUUACGGAUCCAAGAGCAUUGUGUUUACGUUUUGGACGCAGACUCUCGACAUUCUGUGUCCGAAGCUCGAAAGGCGUGGGGUCCACCAGUUCCAAAACUCGCCACAUUUCACAGUUCUUCUCAUGACAUAUGGCACGGGUGCUGUGGGACUGAACCUCACUGCAGCAAACCGAAUUCAUCUUUUGGAGCCGCAGUGGAAUCCAUCUGUCGAGGAACAGGCAAUCGGCCGAGCAGUGCGGCUCGGCCAAGCGAAGGAGGUGACUGUGAUCAGAUAUGUUAUGGAACACACGGUAGAAGAGGUAUGUAUCUCUGACAUUUCCCUGGCGCUUCGCUGA